UGUGACGGAACCUUAAACUGAAUCCCGCCGGAACAUUAACACGACGGACCAUAAACAUUUCCUAAUAACGCAGCUCGACUAAACGUAGAACGAGCAAAACGUUGCUCUGUUUCUUGUCUAUUGAAUAUGGCUUCAACCAUGAUUCCUUACACUGUCAACAUUAAACUAGCCGCUCGGACUCUGACCGGAACUCUUCAUUUACAGAACAAGACAGCUGUGGACUGGGGAUGGCAGGGUCUGAUUGCUCAGGGCUGUCACUCUAGUAUCCUCAUUAUUGAUCCCAAGACAUCUCAAACUAUUCAAGUCCUGGAGCGACACAAAGCCAAUGUGGUCAAAGUGAGUUCUACCUUUCUGUUCUUGUUUGUGACAUACUGAAGA
This is a messenger RNA of Triplophysa rosa, 378 nucleotides long. Its product is annotated as WD repeat-containing protein 11-like. The transcript has 2 exons. NCBI's taxonomy places the organism in Eukaryota, Metazoa, Chordata, Actinopteri, Cypriniformes, Nemacheilidae. The record is from RefSeq and is a predicted model, not a curated record. Bases 127 to 375 code for a protein of 82 amino acids. Gene Ontology annotation, cellular component: cytoplasm.